CAAGAGCUUUCAUGAAUCAAGAUGACGAGCAUGUGAUCUGGGACCGGCGGAAUGCAACUUCAGGCUCUGGCUUCGGCACUGUGGGUGAUUUUGGCUGGUGCACAGGAUUGCCCUGAGGGAUCCUAUCGGUCAUCUUUGAUCGUAUUCGGCUGUGGCGGUGGAUUUGGAGUGCGCAAUAUUUCGCUAGCACCAGCAGCCACAAGCGCUCCGCUGGCCAUCCCUUUAGGGACUGAAGGCUUCCGGGUGUCUGCUUCUUCCAGCUCUGGGCCGUUGAGCCUCCAGCUUCGCGACGAAGCAAACUACGUUGUGGUUGCAGCGCAGGAUCAUGGCCUUAUCAACCGCACAGUUCGCGCCGGCGUUUACAAGGAUGUUGGCAUUGUCAUGUCCAGCAGCGCAGAAUCCCCUGAGGACAACGUGAGCCUGUACUUGCUUGGUGCACUGACUUCACCAAUGGAGCUUUCGUUCCGAAACCUCGCGGAGAACAGUUCCAUGGUAACCCUUGCCUAUACUUUUGAAAGGGUCUUGGAGUGCACUUUCCCGCCCGCGGGGUGCAGUGACUAUAAUCAAGAAGAUGCACGAUGGCAAGUUGAGGUGUGGAGUCAUUGGGCAUCUUCCCAGUACGACAAUUCAACGGAGGCGUGGAUCGCGAUGGCAAGCCCCAAUGCCGAAGAACAUGGGGUUCCAUGGUCUUCAUGGUCCCGUGUUUGGGCCAACUUUGUAGGCAAUUCAUCUGCCGUAGUCGGUCAAGAGUGGGAGCCGGGCUUCUCGUACCUUGACACAAAUCGGAAUGGUUUUGUCUCAGAAGAUGAAUUCGCCGUUGGUUUUGAUUUGUCAUCCUCGAAAGCGAGAGUUCACGAGGAGACAGUUGACUUUGUGAGUGAUGCUACCCAAUUGGUUACCAACCAGUGGAUGGCCUAUGCGCUGGCAGCAGUUUGUGUCCUCCUUUUGCUUCUUUGCUGUUUCUGGAACAGGAGGCCAAAGCGAGAUGGCGUGGCCCGCUCCGUGUCGCAGCUUUCACGAGCAGAUUUCAAGGCUCACAAACCUCGAGCUGGAUCUGCCCUCAUGUCGAGCGCCAAUGGGUCCCCAUCGGGCAAGCCAAAGGAUGUGCUUGCCGAUCAAAUCUUGUCCAGUGGCAAGGCUGACUUUGCUGGUGCUAAUGACGCCGGUUGUGGUCGUGCUCCAUUGUGGCUUUUCCCACAAAUUGGGCAGGGUUUUGGCAUGGGGCUAGCUCCAUUGCGCCAAGAGUCGUUCCGCUAUAGCCCUCUAACUGGUCAGGAGGACCCAGCUUCGCCGUUGGGCAGUUUCUCAAUGCAGGCUGCCCCAUGCAUACCGUCCCAGGAAAGCUUUUCAGGCGCCUGGUCACAAGCACCACAGCUCGGUUCCUUCUCAUUGCCACCUGGGCCAUUGAACCCGGGAAUGCCCACCAGUUCAUACGGACACAUGGGCAUGCCGUUGCAACAGGAUUUGCCCCCGCCAUGGCAGCCAGCAAGGCCCACCAACAUGGCAGACAGUUUUGCCGGCUUCCAGGUGCAGCUGCCCAGGACUGAUGCAGUCUUCCACCAGGCCAUGGCCAGUUAUCCGGCCAGCCCAGCACCCCUGCAGGGGGAAGCGCCUGGUGCGCCAUCUGGAGUUGUCCAGGCUGAGUUGUCUGGCCCGGUCCAGGUUGAAAGUCCGAGCAUCCCAUCAGAGGAUGGCUGGGACCAGCUUGCUGCGGCGAUUGUGCCAACCCUGAAGCCUCUGAGGGCGGAGCUGCCCCCUUGAUGCCCGCAAAGUUGGGUCCGAAUUAAAAAAGGACUACAUUUGCGUAUGCACGCUUUCCUU
Molecule: messenger RNA, 1821 nt
Organism: Durusdinium trenchii
Lineage: Eukaryota; Dinophyceae; Suessiales; Symbiodiniaceae
Source: the annotation of a GenBank genome assembly